AUGUGAUUAUCCUCUGUCUACCUGAAUGCAAUCAACAUCAUGAGGACCAUUGUGUGCAUUAUUCUCUGUUUAUUCUUUUUAUUAUUUGACACAGCCGAGGUUCCAAAGCGAUGCUCAGCGCCGCCCAAGUAUCCAUCCACCAGACUCCACCACAAAUUCAGCACCAGAAGCAAGUUCGACAGUGGGGAGAAAGUUUACUACAAGUGCACCGAGAACUUGGUCGCAUCCGCGGGCAGCCUGUCAGUGAUGUGCGUCAAUGGAACCUGGACCACGUUGACACUCAAAUGCGACAGGAUGCUGUGUGGCUCUGCUGGGGAGAUUCGAAACGGACGCUUUACGUAUACCGGCGUAGAAUUUGGAGACAUUGCUACAGCUCAUUGUGAUGAUGGGUUUCAGCUUUUCGGACGGCGAACCAGGAAAUGCAUGAGUUUCGGCUGGGAUGGUCACCCUCCCUCUUGUGAAGCGGUGGAGUGCGACGAGCCUCCAGAGGUGGCCAACGCAGAGCGAAACGGCAACGAGGAAGCAUCGUACAAGUACAAGAGUGUGAUUGCGUAUGACUGUCGCACGGGGACCCUCCUGGGGAACAAGGUCAUAUGGUGCAUGGAGAACGGCACAUGGAGCACACCGCCUUCAUGCAGAGAAAUCACAUGUCCAUCUCCAAAAGUGCCCAACGCCUCCUGGACGCGAGCUCACACCAGGCUUUAUCAACACCGGGACACGAUCGACAUCGACUGUCGCCAUGGUUACACAGUGGUGGGUGCGAGCACAGUCACCUGUGGUGACGACGGUCGGUGGAGUCCCAGCCUUCCCAAAUGUAGACGCACGUCAUGGCGCACUAAAUGGCAGAGCCGAUAUGGUGUCUGAUACGUGAUGCUACAUUAGUCAGUCCAAGACCAGCAUAAUAGAAGCAAACAGAAGAUGGAAAAUUAGCUUUGGACCUCAAGACUUCUCUGCCUUAUACACAUUAAACAUGUUUUUAAGAUGAAGCUGACAUACAGGGUGUUUAUUUCAAUAAGUGUUUUUGGGCAAGAAUGAGUACAAACUUGUUGCGGUCACCUCUAUACAUUUUUUUUUUUCCUUUUUACUGUCGAUAACGCCAUGUGUAUCAUCAUCUAUGGGCUAAGCUGCUAGUGAGCAUUCAUGAACAAACAAGUUACAAGGAAAUAAGAACACCAAUUCCAUUCAUUUAAAAAGACAAUACAAAAUCCAGACAUUUACAUGAGCAAUAACAAUUCAAGUGCAAAUAUCAACUCUAUGAUACAUCAUAGCAAACUCUCUUUUAAAAGGCAACAAUCUCAACCCCAAAAAAAAAAAAAAAAAA
This is a messenger RNA of Syngnathus acus (greater pipefish), 1321 nucleotides long. Its product is annotated as membrane cofactor protein-like. The coding region runs from base 40 to 864 and encodes 274 amino acids. The record is from RefSeq and is a predicted model, not a curated record. The transcript is spliced from 7 exons. NCBI's taxonomy places the organism in Eukaryota, Metazoa, Chordata, Actinopteri, Syngnathiformes, Syngnathidae.